Molecule: messenger RNA, 320 nt
Organism: Perkinsus marinus ATCC 50983
Lineage: Eukaryota; Perkinsozoa; Perkinsida; Perkinsidae
Exons: 4
Source: RefSeq, a predicted model, not a curated record
GCUGAGGCUAAUAAACGUGUUCGUCAGGAGGAGACGAGGAGGGAGAUAUUGGAGGGCCUCUCACAACAGAUAAGACAGAAAGCGAAAGUCAAGGAAGUCGAGGAAGCUGUGAAUAAGCGACAGGGAGAAGAAAACCACAAGGUCGCCAUAGAGGCAUUGAAGGACGAAGAGGAAGAAAAGCGUCGAAUGCGACAGAAGAGGGUUGCUAUGGAUGAGGAACUGGAGAAGCAGAUUUGGUUCACUAAGUUGACAACGGAAGAGGACAGAAUGGAGAUGGAUCUUCAACGGCGAGAACUCGAACUGAAUCAGCCCCUGUUCCG